AUGUCGAAAGAGGAAGCGACUUCGGCUUUCAGAGUCAUCUAUGCCAGUUUCAAUCUGGCCAUUCCUCCUUCUCUGCUGCACGAUCCCAUGACGGCCCUGUUGGAAAUCUGGGAUUCCCUACUCAUCCGCAGAUACAUUCCUCAAUUGUCUGGAGUCCUCAUCGCGCAUGAUGAGCACAUGUUCCUUAGAAGCAGCGCUGCCAUCGAUGGCGAUGGCGCUUUCGCCACCGUACCCGCAGCCAUCAAGGCAUUGGUCUGGGCUCCUCACGUAGGUCAGAGGCUAGAGGGCAAAUUGACUCUGUCCACCUCUUCGCACGUUUCGCUACUGGUACACGGAACAUUCAACGCCUCCAUCUCCUCCAUGCACCUGCCCACAUCCGAAUCGCUAGCCCUUGCAGAAUCCAACAGCACCUCUUUCGAACGACCCAAUCGGGGGGCGCAAGUGUGGAGUUUCGUCGAAGGCUAUGGUUUGGAUGGCGUGGAUGAGCAUGCGCGGGGGGAUGCAGAGGCAGAACACGACCAGCAGCAGCAGCAGGAAGAAGAAGAAGAAGAAGAAGAAGAAGAAGGGAGGAAAAGUACGGGGUAUUGGGCCAAGGAAGAUGGAGGUAGAUUGGGAGGGGAGAAUGGAAGAAUAGUGUUUACCGUCAUUGGGUGA
Molecule: messenger RNA, 654 nt
Organism: Ceraceosorus guamensis
Lineage: Eukaryota; Fungi; Basidiomycota; Exobasidiomycetes; Ceraceosorales; Ceraceosoraceae
Exons: 3
Coding region: 1-654 (217 amino acids)
Biological process (GO): DNA-templated transcription initiation
Cellular component (GO): RNA polymerase I complex
Source: RefSeq, a predicted model, not a curated record